UAUGGAAAUUUUAGAACCCUUUUAUAAGGAUAGCACAAAAAUAUUAGAGCCUGAAAAUGAUGAAAUAGAUAAAGGAUAUCUCUUUUUAGGUAACAUUAAAUCAGCAUAACCUUACAAUCUGGGACCUAAAAAAAUUAAUGCUGUUUUGACUGUAACAAAAGAAUCAAAAGUUGUUUAUGAAAAUCCAAAUAUUAAUCAUUUCAAAUUGGAUGUGGAAGAUGUUGAAAAUCAAGAUUUAUGUAAAAUAUUAAUUCUAAUUAAUUAGCUUAAUUUUUUGAUUAAUGCAUUACAUUUAUAGAUGAAAAUUUACAAAAAGGAAAUGUUUUGGUUCACUGUAUGGCUGGAGUCUCAAGAUCAGCUUCAAUUGUGAUAGCUUAUAUUAUGAAAACUAAAAAAAUGUCUUUUAGAGAUGCCUUUUAAUUUGUCAAAACAAAAAGAACAAUAGUUUGGCCUAAUGAUGGCUUUAUAGAAUAAUUGAAAAAAUUUGAAAUAUAUUUAAAUGAUAUUAAAUGA
Messenger RNA from Paramecium pentaurelia, 513 nucleotides. The record is from the annotation of a GenBank genome assembly. NCBI's taxonomy places the organism in Eukaryota, Ciliophora, Oligohymenophorea, Peniculida, Parameciidae.